This is a messenger RNA of Tupaia belangeri chinensis (Chinese tree shrew), 1214 nucleotides long. RefSeq names its product ATP synthase peripheral stalk-membrane subunit b (gene ATP5PB). The coding region runs from base 118 to 885 and encodes 255 amino acids. NCBI's taxonomy places the organism in Eukaryota, Metazoa, Chordata, Mammalia, Scandentia, Tupaiidae. Gene Ontology annotation, molecular function: proton-transporting ATP synthase activity, rotational mechanism. The transcript is spliced from 7 exons. Gene Ontology annotation, biological process: proton motive force-driven ATP synthesis. The record is from RefSeq and is a predicted model, not a curated record.
CCGUACCAUGUUCCGUUCUCGCGAGACCUGUGAGCGGCCAUCUUGCUUUUGCCCCCGACGCAGUCUGUGGUCGGGGUCACAGGGACGCUAAGUCCGCGGCCUGGACCUUCGCUGACUAUGCUGUCCCGGGUGGUACUCUCUGCCGCUGCAGCGGCCCCCUCUCUGAAGAACGCUGCCCUCCUAGGUCCAGGAGUGUUGCAGGCAACAAGGGUCUUUCACACAGGACAGCCACGUCUUGCCCCUGUACCACCUCUUCCUGAACAUGGAGGAAAAGUUCGUCUUGGACUGAUCCCUGAGGAGUUCUUCCAGUUCCUUUAUCCUAAAACUGGUGUAACAGGACCUUAUGUGCUUGGAACUGGGCUUAUCUUGUAUUUUCUAUCCAAAGAAAUAUAUGUGAUUACCCCAGAGACAUUUUCUACUAUAUCAGUAGUAGGGUUACUUGUCUAUGCAGUUAAAAAAUAUGGUGCCGCUGUUGGAGAAUUUGCUGAUAAACUCAAUGAGGAAAAAAUUGCCCAACUAGAAGCAGCAAAGCAGGAUACCAUCCAACAAAUCCAGGAUGCAAUUGAUUUGGAGAAGUUGCAGCAGGCACUGGUUCAGAAGCGCCAUUAUCUUUUUGAUGUCCAGAGGAACAAUAUUGCUAUGGCCUUGGAGGUUACUUACCGGGAACGACUUCACAAAGUGUAUAAGGAGGUAAAGAACCGCUUGGACUAUCACAUUUCCGUGCAGAAUAUGAUGGUUCGAAAGGAACAAGAGCACAUGAUCAACUGGGUGGAGAAGCAUGUGGUGCAGAGCAUCUCCGCUCAGCAGGAAAAGGAGACAAUCGCCAAGUGCAUUGCAGAUCUGAAGCUGUUGGCAAAGAAGGCCCAGGCACAGCCAGUUCUGUGAAUGUUUCUAUCCCCAUUAGACAGCUAGAAACAGUUGUUUAGAAAUCCAUCUAUGUGGCAAAAUCUUUGUAUAUUGCUGUCUCCUGAAGUUACAGUUCAUCUGUCCUAAAAAUGAGAAGUUUGAGUUCCAUAUAGUGAACUAAGUCUUAUUGGCCAGUGAGAGGUUUCUCAUUCUUUUUACUCUGCAUUCUGAGUUGUUCCAUGAUCACUUUUGAAACAGGCAGUUUGCUUUUAAUAAGACUUGCUCCUUGACUGAAGAUUACCAAAUAAUAACUUAAAUUUGUAAUUAAUUUUACCAUCAUGAAAUAAAGUGAUAAUUUAAGCAAGGUU